Messenger RNA from Frieseomelitta varia, 1962 nucleotides. RefSeq names its product putative cystathionine gamma-lyase 2 (gene Cth). Gene Ontology annotation, molecular function: cystathionine gamma-lyase activity; pyridoxal phosphate binding. Gene Ontology annotation, cellular component: cytoplasm. The coding region runs from base 441 to 1652 and encodes 403 amino acids. Gene Ontology annotation, biological process: transsulfuration. The record is from RefSeq and is a predicted model, not a curated record. The transcript is spliced from 8 exons. Lineage: Eukaryota; Metazoa; Arthropoda; Insecta; Hymenoptera; Apidae.
AUCCAGAUAAGUGCCAUAUCUACGAAAGAUAAAUUUAGAUAAUUGAAAACAUUAUUUCAUAAUUGUACAAUUUCCAAGAUUAUAUCAACUUGACCGUGAGAAAAAUUUACAACUGCUAUCAUUUCUUUGAUAAAUUCGAUGGUUUUUAUUUUAUAAUAUUCGAGUUGGAUAUCGCGAUAUGACAUCAACACGAUAUAAUUCGAUAAGUAUCGUGAGCUGCUGACGUGUUCGAAAUCUGCAAGAAUUUGAAGCUACCAUGAUAUUACAAUCAUAUUUACCCAUAGAACACCGGACUGGUGGUAAUUCACUGAUAAAUAUUGUACAUUGAUUCAAUAUUUAGGUAGUUGAGAAUAUAUAGAAUUUAAAUUUUGCACUGGACGUUAGCAGAAGUUUCCACGUGUUGUCUAUAUCUAUUAUUUACUUGUAAAUAGUAACGGAAGAUGCCAGUUGAAGAGGGUUUUGCCACAAAAGCUAUUCACGCUGGCCAAGAUCCAUUACAAUGGAGUCAUUGGGAAGUAGUACCUCCUAUUGUAACAUCCACUACUUACCGUCAGGAUGGACCUGGAGUAACUAGAGUAAAUUGCUUUUACUUCAAAACUAAAGACGUUGUACUCUUACACAAUGAAAAUGGUUAUGAUUAUGGAAGAAGUGGCAAUCCCACAAGAAAUAUUUUAGAAACUUGUUUAGCUUCUCUGGAAAAUGGAAAAUAUGCGUUAACUUUCGCUUCUGGAUUAGGUGCUACAACAGUAGUAACUUCAUUAUUAAAUGCAGGAGAUCAUAUUAUAUCUGGAGAUGAUAUUUAUGGUGGAACUAAUCGUUUUUUUCAAAAAUGUUUAUGCAGACAAAGUAAUACAAUAACGUUUGUGGAUAUGUUGGAUAUUAGUAAUGUUACAUCUAAUAUAAAAUCAAAUACAAAGAUGGUUUGGCUAGAGACACCAACUAAUCCUUUAUUGAAAGUAAUUGAUAUUCAGGGUGUUGUUCAAGCAGUGAAGGAAAAAAAUCCUGAAAUUAUUGUAGUGGUAGACAAUACUUUUCUAACAAGUUACUUCCAGAAACCAUUAAAUUUAGGAGCAGAUAUUGUACUUUAUUCUGUAACAAAAUAUAUAAAUGGACAUUCGGAUGUUAUUAUGGGUGCAAUAAUUACAAAUAGAAAUGAUCUCCGGGAAAGGCUUGCAUUUUUUCAAAAUGCUAUGGGUAUUACUCCAUCGCCAAUAGAUUGUUUUUUGGUUAAUCGUAGUAUAAAAACUCUGAAAAUUAGAAUGCAACAGCAUAUGGAAAACGGAUUAGCAGUUGCACGAUUUUUAGAAUCACAUUCUUGUGUAGAUAAAGUAUUUCAUCCAUACCUUCCUUCACAUCCACAGCAUGAAAUUGCUCUUAAACAAGCAUCUGGUCAUAGUGGAAUGGUUUCGUUUUAUCUAAAGGGCGAUUCUAACAAAUUUUUAAAGGCCUUAAAAAUAUUUACAUUAGCAGAAUCACUUGGUGGUUAUGAAUCUCUUGCUGAAUUGCCAUCUGUGAUGACUCAUGCAUCAGUUCCUGAAGAAGAUAGAAAAAAAUUAGGUAUUAAUGAUCAAUUAAUUCGUUUAUCUGUUGGUCUUGAAACAAAGGAAGAUCUUUUAGCUGAUCUCGAUCAAGCUCUUAAAGCUAGUCUCUAAAACUAAAGUCUAAAACUAAAGUCUCAAUGAACAUACUAAUUGAUGUCCGACAAGUUUUUAUACAAUAUAUGGCAUAAAAUAUAAACAUAUUUUUCUAAAAAGUAAAAUUGUUUAAGCACUUUAUAAUGUAUAUAAUAUGUGAAUUAUUUUACUAUUAGAAGUUUUCUAAAUAAUUUUUUAUUUAAUUUAAAUAUAUACCAACAAUCCUGGUACUAAUAUUGCACAUUAUAGCAAACAAUGUAUUAAUAUAAUAAUAACUAUCAAAUUUGUUCUAAUAGAAGAUCAUGAUAUACAUAUUUUUUAAAAAAGA